AUGUCUGGCCUAAGGUUAUUUUAUGUAUGCAUUUUCAUAGUGCUCUCUACAUUUAUUCAUACCGUAAAAUCAUUCGAAGAUAAUGAUGAUUUUUGGGGACUUUCCUUUGUUGACAAAAAUGGCGAUAAUAACGCGGAAAAUAAACAAGUAGAAGAGGGUUCUCAUCAAAAUAUGCAACACACUGAUGAUGCUGCCAAUACAGAACAUGAGCAACAAAAUGUAGUAAAUGGUUCUGAGCAUCAUGCAGAUAAUACUGAAGAAUUAAAAAAACAUGAAGAACAUGGUGAAGGUCAAUCUGAGCAUAAUUUUCAACAAAUAAAUAACGAAAUCGAGAAUAGUAAUAGUAACAAUAAUAAUAAUAAUAAUAACAAUGACAAUACUCCAGAACAUAAUCCUUUGAACCAAGUCAAUAAUUCAGAUAUGCAAGAAUCAAAUAAUAAUGACAUGAGUCAUCAAAAUGCUACAACCGAGAAUGAACACAACACUGAACAAAUAUCAACUGAACAAAUACCAACUGAACAAGCAUCAACUGAGCAAGUACCAGCUGGACAAGCACCAACCGAGCAAGUACCAGCUGGACAAGCACCAACCGAGCAAGUACCAGCUGGACAAGCACCAACCGAGCAAGUACCAACCGAGCAAGCACCAACCGAGCAAGUACCAACUGAACAAGUACCAACUGAACAAGUACCAACCGAGAAAGUACCAACUGAACAAGCACCAGCUGAACAAGGACAUAGUGGUGAAGAUGAAGGUGAACACAGUGCAGAAGGAGACGAAAUCAACAAAAACAAUAAUAGCAAGGUUAGCAGCGAUACAUCUUCGGACAGCAGUUUUAGUUUAGAUAGUAAUCAAUUUAGCGAUACCACAAGUUCAAGUUCAUCUGGUUCAGGAUAUUCGAAUUUAAGAAAACCUGUUUUUGGAAAUCCUGUAGAUGCUCAUAAAGAAUUUUUACAUAAUGGCGCUCCACAAGGCUCCUCAAACAUGCUAUUAUAUAAUUAUGGAGCAAAUACUAAAAAAAAUGGUAGUGAAGUUUUGACUGAUAUUGGGAAUAAAGGAUUGGACAGUAUUUCCGAUCCUCAUAAAUAUAAUUUAUUAAAAAGAAAAAGUAUAUAUUUAACAUUAUUAGAAAGAGCAAUAUUCGAAAUAAUGGAUUCUUCUAAAAAAGGAUUAAGUGAAAUUAAUGGUAUGCGAAAUAAUGCAACUGUUUCUAAAAUAUAUAUGGAGGCUUUAAAAAGAUUAAAAAUGAAUCACCAUUCCCUUGGAAAAGGAUUAGAGUUUAUCACACUUGAACAAAGUGAUAAAAUAUUAUCAGAAAUGUUUAAAAUAUUAACUGAAUUGUCUUAUGAUAAUUUUCCAGAAUUUUAUCGAUCUAUGAAUAUUAAUAAAUCAGCAUUAAGUGAAUCGUUUAAAGAAAUAAGAAUAAAAAUAUUUAAAAAAAUUGGUGUUUCAUAUGCAAAAUUACCACCAAUUAUUAAAGGGACAAGUGGAAAUAAAUGCCCAAUUAAUGAUUUAAUUAUAAGUAUAACACCAAAAGAAUUAUCACAACGACUUUCUAUUAUGUUUAGUAGUUGGCUAGCUUUUGAUGAAUAUGGUGCUUUAGAAGAUUUUGAAAAUAAUGUCGAACUAAAUGUUUUAUGUUCAGGUGCAUCCAUAUUAAUGCAACAAUGGAAAUAUUAUCAAAAUAUUUUAGGGUUUGAAGAUAAUAAUGAUCAUGCAUUUUUAAGUUUAAUCGAUGAAUUAUUAACAAUAGACAAAAAAUAUAGUAAAAAUGAAGAACAUAGUAAAACUUUAGAAAAAAUCAAAAAAUCAAAAGUAUUUAAUUAUUGUACUAAACUUAUGAGAACAAGUGGUAACAUUUCGACAAUACCAUUUAAUCAUGAAAACAAUAAAACUCCAAGUUCAUCUAUUAUUGGUUCAUUAGGAAAUUUAGUUAAGGCACAUAUAAGCGGAUAUUAUGCAGCAACUGCUCAAAGAAUAAACUCUUAUUUUAAUUAUUCGGACAAGAAAAAUAAAAAGAAAACACUACCUAAAGUAAUUUCAAUCUGUACUCUCUUAAAUUUAACAGAUAUACUAUUUAAUUGCACAGAUCCACAUUCAACUUAUACCCCAAAUUUGAACCUUUUGAAGCUAAAUGUAUUAAAUACUAAAGGAAAAGCAAUUCUAGAUCAUCUUAAUAACCUAAACUAUUUAUUAGAUAGCGAAAACGAAGCUAUUAAAGAAAUUUGUAAUUCUAAAAAUGACGUAGUUGAUAAAACAUUGCAAAAAUUACUAAUUUUAAUUUCGUCACACUCACAUGAAGUAUUAGCAAACGAAGUAGAAAAGAAAGGUCUUGGCCCUGAUUAUAUUAACAGCGAAAUAAAAAAUAUAGAUGACUCUGAUCACGAUAGUAAUGACGAAGGAGAAGACGAUGUUGAAAAAGCCAUUUUUGAUGAUUUAUGA
Molecule: messenger RNA, 2442 nt
Organism: Plasmodium vinckei vinckei
Lineage: Eukaryota; Apicomplexa; Aconoidasida; Haemosporida; Plasmodiidae
Product: rhoptry neck protein 4, putative
Exons: 3
Coding region: 1-2442 (813 amino acids)
Source: RefSeq, a predicted model, not a curated record